AUGAUCUCGCGACUGUUGCUCACUGUGCUGGACAACAGCGAAACACUGCCUGGCAUCUACGAUGCACGGCGUGGCUACAGGACGCUUUUCACACAGUUCUGUGGCGACGGACUCGACUCGCCAUCAGCUGCGCUACCCACCCUGUUGGCAUCGCGCUUCCGAGCCUUGCGCAACGCCAAUGUCAAAGCCUGGGAUCAGGCCAAAGAGGCUGUCGAAGCAGCCAGUGGUGGCGGCAGCAAUGACUAUCUGAUGACCUUCCACUGGCGCCACUCGCCCAUCGAACUGCCCGCCUUCAACCCCUUUGAACGCCUUCUUCACACCACUUGCGACGACCUGCACUAUCUCCUCACCAGCUUACUCAAUGUAAGACCCCUGCCUGGAUGGUGGGAGACCAAAGCCAGGAAACACUUCCUCUGCUUCUUCCACAAAUUCCUUAAGCUUCUCUGCUACACGCAGGAUAUGAACGGCCUUUUGCGAGCUACUCAAGCUCAUGUGGAGGUGGAGCAAGAAUGGAUAAGCACCUUCAAGAUGUUGUCUCACCUUCACCACAACCUCCAACUCGUUGUCCAAGUGGCCAGUUCUGAUAAAGAACUCCUUCUCGAGGCCAUUAAAUCUACUAUAGACGUCUUUGAACGACGCAUUGCCGUAAUCGACCGGUGUUUCUAUGUGGGAGAGUUUGACGGACCCUACACUUCUCCACGUGACAUUGAUACUAUGAGAGCGCAGUGCCUGGGGGCCACAUCAGCUGUUUACGACUACGACAUCUUGACACUGCGAUUCAGUGUGAUGCAACCCCUUCCACGGCUUCUAGCCGCUCUUUUUGGACAUGCGCUUGAAAUGGGUCUUCCGUUAAGUAGAAUUGGUUUUGCUGAUAAGGAGUUCGCCAAUCUAGUCAUCGAGCGUCCACUUCAAAACAUCGCAUUUAUCGCCCAGUGCUCAGCUAAUCUUUGGGUCAGAAAUGGGCAGAUGAUUCGAAACAUUAUCUACAACAUGUAUGAGGGCCUUCGAGCAGAGAUAGUUGAUCGGGAUUACCAACUUCUCCAACAAGCAGCGGCUGUUAUACCACCGGACGAGUUUAUUGUUCGACUCAUUCACAAAUUAAAUCUCCUCGAGUUUAUGAAUGAGGAUCAAACCUCCAUCAAACCGGGUCGCGUUCAAUUCCUCGAGACGCUUCUUCGUACCCUUCUCUACCUGGUAACUCAUCGCACAACUGUUGGAGUGGGUUACUUCGAUCCCAAGGUCUACGCGUCGGCGCCCUCCUCUGCCUCCCUCUUUCCCGAUGCCAAGCUGGGCGAAGUUGACGAGGUACUAGAGGUGAACUACGGCCAACUCCUCGACGACGUAGUCCACGCACUUUGCAUCAAACCCAUGACGCACUCCAAGCUUCUCUCUGUUCUACCUCCUCAAGCUCCAGGCUGUUUGUUGCGCAAGGCUCCGCCCUAUCCUCGGCUCGAAACGGAUGCGUCGGGUUCUCCUAGCACCUGGUCAGGUUCUUGGAGAGACAGCGUUGAGGAACCACUUUCGAGGAUCCUCCAACAGGUUGCGACUCUUGCCACCUGUGGUACCAAGAGAGUGUACACCAUCAAACCAGAGGUUAUCGUAAAUAGGUUUAAUCGUUUCUACUAUGGUUAUAAACAGACGGAGCAGACUAUGGCUGAGGAGUACGUGACACGAGUGCUGAAGCACUGGUCGCAGAAGUCGGGCGAUCCAGCGGGUACUCGAUGUCUGCAGCUUCCCACUCCGCCUCCACUGCCGCGACCGCGACGGCGCUUUGUGGCUGCAGUGGAGAGGGGCCUUUUACAGGUAGUGCGGUGCACCACCUUCGUGCGACUUCUUCGCCGACUUCUUGGCGUUGCGGUGGUUCACAACCCUGCACAGUCCUGGUGGUCGGAGACACUUACUGAACUCGUUCUCCACCUCAUUGCUGCGGCUCUUUAUGAGGACGCGAUCACUUUUUCAGCGAUAGGUCGUCGGCCCUUCCUGGAAGCUGUGGCACGGGUGCCGAUCGAGAAGGAGACGCCGGAGGAAUUGCAGCGAUUAGCCGCUUCUCGACACUGGACCAAAACGGGAAUAGAUAGGGGGUCUGACCUGGAACUCUCAACCGAAAAUAACUGUAUUCUCUCGCGGCUGUUGGAUCUGCAGGACGACCGAAUGGAUCCCAAGGUGGCCCAUUUAGCAAAGUGGACCAUAGAUCUAUGGUAUGAUGUGGCUGCUAAGCCACAAGGUGAGGCUUCCACAGGUCUGACUGCCAUGGAAGUCGAAAAUUUGGAAUCGGAGGAGUCCAAGAAGCAGCAAAUGUUGGAGGCUAAACAGCGUCGGCGAGCUAAAAUCAUGGCACAGAUGUCAAAAAUGCAGCAGAAAUUCAUCGAGAAGCACUUCAAAGAGAUCUCCAGUGCCAGUGAUAACGACCAGCAGAUGGAAACAGCGGAUUCCUUAUCCUCGAGCUCUAAUAACUACCUAUCUCUUGACGAGGCCGUGACCAACGCCUCCUUCACCACCUUCAGCGCUCUAGGUCCGAAUCGUGUGGAGGAGCGCAUUUCUCAAGUGCUGGCUAAUGAAAAGCCUCUAGUCACGUGUGUGCUUUGUCUGGAUGAGGUGCCAGAGGAGGAGAGGCAUCACAUGGUGAUUGCCGCAUAUGGCAGUCGUUCUAACGUUCUCUCGGUCCCCCUGCCUCAUGGUCAAGCUGUUGAUUUUGCCACCGGUGUCUGCAGGCCCGAUUGCACCGAGCAGACGUUGGCGGGGAUUGCUACAACAGCAGUGGCCGCCUCAAUAGGUAGUCACGAAGUCGUUCUGACACAAUUGCCAUACCUUCUUAGCAAUUUAACCCCUGGUGCACAUCCGGGCAACAACGGUGGAGCCUACGCCACCCAAUCCUCACCCUCCAUGGCAGGAAGUAGUCAGUCGUCGGAGCCGGUGUCUUGGACAAAGAAAUCAGAUGUGCUUGAUCCCUGGUUCCAGCGCCCUCUCAUCUCUAGUAGGUGUCCCGUGGGAGAGGAGGGUACAUUCAUAUCCACCUGUCCUCACUCCAUGCACGCCACUUGCAAGGAGCGGUACUCAGAGCGGUUGAAAGAGCAAAACGAUGAUAUGCGACAGCACAGAUAUUCUCACAGACCACCCAUGUACGAGUUUCGCUGCUCUCUUUGCCGUUGUCUUGCCAAUUUCGACUUUCCAGUUUUCGAGCGUCUGCAGGACUCGGUGCCCACCGAAUGGUUAUCAAGGUGUCUCCAAAGGCCUACUGAUUUGGCUUCUUGGCUGAGGAACCUCCAUGAAUGGCUUAAUGAGUCUCCAAAGCUGUCCACAUCAAUCAACCUCAAAGUGAACUUUAGUAUCACUGAACUUUCGAACGUACCAGAGAGUUUUUCAAUGCUCUUUGGCAUUUUGACUGACAGCAAUGCGCAUGACCGGGAUCGUGUCCUUGAAGAAAUCUGCACGAUUUGCGAGAAUUCUUUUUCGCCACAAGACAUCGAAGAGAUAAAGCCUGGAGAAACAAGGAGUGGAAUAGUAACAGGCACCUCUGAGCAUCGAUCACGCUUGCCCCGCUCCUUUGGUCGUCGCUUUUUAGGCGCCUCGUCGUCAUCCUUGCAUGAAGGUAGAACGACACUUUGCCGCGGGCAACAAGCAAUUGUCCCCCUUCUACAAUUCCCUCGACUAGAUAGUUUCAGAGUGUCCGAAAAUCUUUGGAGCUUUGUUAAAAACCUAGCUCAUCUCAGUCAGCCAAGGCCCAUUGAAUGCGUCCAGCCUCUUAUCGCGAAUGCGGGGACGGAUGGUCCCGUCAACUUCAUGAUUAUGAUAAACAAUGCUGAAGAUGCAGCGGCUGGGCUCCCUGCGGUGGAUCUUGACGAAGUCGAUGAGGGCAACGAUAACAACCUUCUUGAUAAUGAGACAGUAAAUGCAAUCGUGAAUGAGCCUGGAACGCCCGCAUUGGAGGUCGAUGCGACGUCGCUAAUUAUGCAGGCCAUCGUGGCGGACGCAUUUCGAUCGCUGGACAGGGACGAUGGACAGCAGCGCACCUCCGGCUCUAGUGCCGCCGCUGCCGCUGCUCUACCACCGUGCGUGUGCGAGGCGGUGGAGGAGUUGCACACUAGCCUGGUUAGCUGCUACUCACACCUCCUACUGCUCAGUGGUCGCUUGGAGACCACAGUAACAGAGUCGAGUCGACGCUUGGGCCAGGCGGUUAGUCGGCUACGUGCGGCUCUUGUCUGCACUCGUCGACGUAGCCUUCAAGCCCUUCAUGCUGCAGCUUCUGCCUGGCGCACGCUUCGACACUCCAUCGCCUACACACUUAUUGACUGGGAGAGGUACCUGCGCCUGUUGGGCCCACGAAGUCACUUCUUCAGCAGCGACAUGGCGGAACGCCACAAAACGGGUCUUUGCUACCUGAUUCGUGCCGCAUUCCACGCUCACGCGCGUCUGGCACCCGUUUCCAGGGGCAUCUUCGGACGGGCUGAUGGUGAUGGUGACACUACUCGGAUGCGCCAGUGGCUUCUGCAGCGCGAUGACCCUGAGUGGUGGUGGUGGUAUUGCUACUUUGCUCCUCAAGCAGAUGAAGAUGCCAAUUACUGUUGUUGCUCACAUAGUCACACAAGGAAAGCAUCACAUUUGACUGAAAACGUUAUGCGUAUUGCUGUCACCCAGGACGCCAUUCGUCUUUGGCGUCUCCUCCUGCCUGACUCUGGCAGCCUUUGCGACAAUAAGCCUAUCAACUUAUCCUCAAGUCCUACGCGUCCUCCUCCUUCACCACUCUCCGUUUCCUUGGCACUCGAGACGCUUUCUCAAUCACCUGAUACUCUCGGUGUUCCCGCUAGUCUCCUCUGGGAGGCCGACAUCACACACCUCUUCAUCAGCCUCCUCUUCUUGCGCCCGGGUCUAGAGGGCGUGGACCAACGCGUGGAGUGCCAGCGAGUACAACUCCGUGAACGCGUCGUCAUAGCAGAGGCAGUGGGCCAACUGCCUGAUGUCGCUUGCAACGAGGGCUUUCCACGACUUCCCAUGGGUGACUCACACGAGGCCUUCACUUUGCGCCUCUGCUACCUUGCUCUCCUUGUUCAAACUCUCCUCUCUUGGCAACCGCAACACUCUUUUGAUGCGUCCAUCAACGAAGCUCUGCGGGAGCCCUGUGCCAUCCUCUGGAUGAAUGAUAAGUUGUUAGCAGUACGCCGACGUUUGCAACACCUCUCCGGCCUUCCCAUAUGCACGGUUGAGCCCACAUCACGAAAUCUGACCCAUCUGUUCACAUACAUCCACUCUCGGUGUCUUCCGUUCUUGCGUAUUGCAGCUUUCAUGAUUUCUCAGAUCACAAAUCUCGACGUGCCCCCAGAAUUGUCUCACCCACUUGAAGACAAACCUUCAUACGAAUUCAGCAUGCUAUUGGCAUACCUGGGUCUGCCCCAAUCGCCCUCCGAUCUUCUUAUUCUUCUCUCCGAUGCAAAUUGUGGUGUAGAAGAAAUUGUAUCACCUCCGUGCUUGACUGCAGAGGCAUCAGCAUCCAGCUCCCUCUGGUUAGCUAGUCUAAUGACCUCCUGGUGUCUCCUCGGCCGGGAUUCUGUCUCUCGAUCUCUAUAUGCCAAUCAACUCCUACCUGUUUAUUUACCACCUUCACUGGACCUUAGAUCAGCGAUACCUCUUCUUCCCGAACCCAACAUCAACCCUCCCCGUCUGAUCCAAUUACCCAAGGAGUAUGUCUCCCUCAUGGCUCUUGCGACGGAGCUCAAGAGCGUGCACACCGGUAGCAACAUCCACUCGGAUCCAAGUCUAUGUCUGGUGUGCGGGGCAGUGGCGUGUUUCGCCUGCUACAGCUGUCGACGGUUUGAGACAAUCCCAGAGAUGACUGUGAGUUCAGAUAAUGGCACUGUCAGCACUGUGGGGCGUCGAGAGGCCGUCGUCUACGAUAUUCAGGCGCACGUGCGUUGUAGCCACUCUGGAUACGCCAUGGUGAUGCUUUUCACUGGUGGGGUUCUUCUCUUCUCCGAUCAGGGCCGUCGGACCACAGAGCUGACGAGUCCCUACAGGGAUGAGUUUGGCGAGCCCGAUGUUGGUCUUCGACGAGGCAACCCGCUAUUCCUCAAUGAGAAAGCUUACGAGGAGUUGAAUCAAAUGUGGCUCAAUCAUCAGAUGAACAGCGCGACAUCGGCGAAGCUGUAUCUCAUCUAG
Messenger RNA from Echinococcus granulosus, 6150 nucleotides. Its product is annotated as E3 ubiquitin-protein ligase UBR2. Gene Ontology annotation, biological process: protein ubiquitination; ubiquitin-dependent protein catabolic process via the N-end rule pathway. The coding region runs from base 1 to 6150 and encodes 2049 amino acids. Gene Ontology annotation, cellular component: cytoplasm; ubiquitin ligase complex. The record is from RefSeq and is a predicted model, not a curated record. Lineage: Eukaryota; Metazoa; Platyhelminthes; Cestoda; Cyclophyllidea; Taeniidae. The transcript is spliced from 25 exons. Gene Ontology annotation, molecular function: ubiquitin protein ligase activity.